ACUUUUUGUGUAUUUGUCCUUGUCAAGAUAUUACAAGGAAACCAUUAAAAUGUUUUUCCCCUUCUCCUGGAUCCUGGGACCCUCUGAAUGGAUGUCUUUGGAUUUAAACCCAAUUGAUUGCUUUCUUCAAGGAGUUGUGGGUGCAUGUGGAAUAUCAGUGCUGUGCAAUUUGGUGAGAGUUUACUACUUCCUUCAAACAUGCAAUGUUUCUGAGACUGAACCUGAAAGCAAAGCGAGGUCAUCCUCACCUCUCACUACUGUGAGAGGAAACUGGACAACGACUCUCCAGUUCUGGUCCCUGAUGGUCCUCCUGUCUCUGGUGGGUUCGAGGGUUUCCUCUCUGAUAGUGCUGGAGUUUUCUCUCAGAGCUGUGUCUGCCUGGACUUCAGCAGGACUGGAUGCCAGUGGCAGAGGCCUGGACCUGCUCUUCAUCCAGAGCCAGUUUUCCCUGGGAUGCGGCCUCACCUGUACUCUUGACUUCCUCCAUCAGGGGGCUCCACACAGCUCCUUCAGCUUGUGUCUGGCAGCAGCUCUCAGUUGGGCACUAGCAAGUGUCAGCCACAGUCUGUGGAGCCAUGUGGCCAGACUCUACCCGCUACAUAGCAGAGAGCGUUACUGUGGGAAGUGCAUUACCCUCCUGGCCUCUGGACACACCAUACUGGCUUCACUGCAAAGAGCGGUUGUCUUGGUCUUUGCUCUGGCAACUGUGGCAUCCACCGCGACGGUCUAUGACCACUUCCUGUCCCAGAAGGAUGCUCUGAAGUUUUGGACUCCAUUGACGCUCUGCUACACCAUGCUGGUGUUCUACAUUCAAGAGGAUCAGAAUCGACAGACUGGCACUGAGGCCCUGUUGCACACUGUAGUGGUGCGACUGGGAGCCUUACUGGUGCUCAUGCUGACUGUGGGGAACUGGUCUGACGUCCUCCACGUCCUCAUCACGUUCCUGGGUGAAGCGGUCUGCCUGCUGCCCUCUUACGACCUGCUGAAAGCUGCUUUAAAGGAAGAAGACGACACAAGCUUGAGAAAAUAUGAGCAGAGUUCCAGUCACAAAACAAGGGAACACACAAUGAAAACAUCUUCAGAUGACAGUUGACAGUUCACCUGAAAACUACCUCAGAUAACAGUGAUUGAUGACUGAAGGUCAAUAUAUGCUAAUACUUUAAUAAUAAAAGGAUU
Molecule: messenger RNA, 1176 nt
Organism: Plectropomus leopardus (leopard coralgrouper)
Lineage: Eukaryota; Metazoa; Chordata; Actinopteri; Perciformes; Serranidae
Product: transmembrane protein 82-like
Source: RefSeq, a predicted model, not a curated record